Messenger RNA from Rhinocladiella mackenziei CBS 650.93, 1647 nucleotides. RefSeq lists its product as uncharacterized. The record is from RefSeq and is a predicted model, not a curated record. The transcript is spliced from 4 exons. Gene Ontology annotation, biological process: transmembrane transport. Gene Ontology annotation, molecular function: transmembrane transporter activity. The coding region runs from base 1 to 1647 and encodes 548 amino acids. Lineage: Eukaryota; Fungi; Ascomycota; Eurotiomycetes; Chaetothyriales; Herpotrichiellaceae.
AUGGCGACGGGCGCCUCCAUUAUGACACAAUCUCAGGUGAGGGGAUCGGCCGCGGAGGAGACGCUCGGAGCUGGCCCCACACAUCGUCAACAGCAACAGCAAAAUCAAAAUCAACCACUAUCUACGGCAGUCUCGACAGCCUCGGCACGAACAAUUGAGCCUCUCAACAUCGAAGCCAGUUUAGACACAGAGCCCGACUACCAAACAGGCACCGAAUUUUGGUUCACCAUCAUCGCACUGUGCGUGAUCCUUAUCCUCGGAGGGCUGGACGCCAACAUCGUCGCUACAGCCGUACCGAGCAUCACUAGCCACUUCCAAACUGUCGCCGACGUAGGAUGGUACUCGUCUGCAUUUCGACUUUGCACUUGCGCGUUCCAAUUCGGGUUCGCGAAGUUGUAUAAGCUCUUCUCAAUCAAGGCCAUCUUUAUGCUGAGCAAUGUUAUAUUCCUCAUCGGCUCUUUACUCUGUGCCACGGCUACUUCGUCGACUAUGUUCAUUGGAGGGAGAGCAUUAGCGGGUCUGGGCUUUUCGGGUGAAAUGGCUGGGUGUUUUGCGGUCACGGUGCAGAUUCUGCCGCUCAACAAGCGGCCAGUGUUUGCGGGUUUGAUGGCGGGUGUGGAAUCGCUUGCGAUUAUUGCGGCGCCUAUAGUAGGUGGUGCAUUGAUGCAGUCUUUGGGGUGGAGAUGGUGUUUCUGGAUUAACUUUCCUAUUGGCGUUGUAUCGCUGGUGACCAUUGUAUUCCUCUUCUCAAACCCAAGAACUCGCCUAGAGGACGACCUUACACUGACUCAGAAGAUUAGAGAGCUCGACCUCGUCAGUAACUGCUUGUUCAUCCCAUCCCUACCAGCGCUCUUCGUUGUAUUUGCUGUGCUACUCGCCGCCUUCGUCUUUAAUCGAUAUCGACGCGGAGACUCAGCAGCACUCCCUUUCCGCAUCAUCAAAAGCCGAAGUGUCAUCGCGGGCUUCAUCUUCACGACAUGCACUAAUUCGAUGACGAACGUCCUGGAGUGGUACUUACCAAUAUACUACCAAGUCGUUCGUUCCAAGACCCCAGGCGAGAGCGGCUACCUGAUGAUCCCCAUCCUCGUUGGAAUGAUGCUCGGGCUCUUUCUUCAGGGUAUCGGCACCACUAUGUUCGGCUACUACCCCCCCUUUAUGAUCUUCGCCUCCAUAUGCAUGCCAAUUGCCGCAGGCUUAAUGACAACAUACGAUCUCCACACAUCCCUAGUCCAGAUCAUCCUCUAUUCCGGAUUCGCAGGCUUCAGUGGAGGCAUCGGCUUCCAAAGCCCCAAAGCGUCUAUUCAGACAACGUUGAGUGCCGGAGAUGUCAAUCUUGGGAUCGGGGUCAUCUUGUUUGGGCAGAGUAUGGGUCCGGCGGUAUUUAUCGCCAUUGCGCAGGUUAUAUUCAUGAAUCAGUUGUCGUCAAAUUUGGAAGAUGUUGUACCAGGGUUGACACCUGCGUAUAUUGAUGAGCACGGACUUGGCGAUAUUAAGAAUGGGAUUCCCAUGCAGCGGUGGGAUGAGGCCUUGGGUGGUAUCGAUCGGAGCUUAACUUAUACUUGGUACCUUACUGUCGCGUUGGCUUGCACGACGAUGGUAGGAAGUCUCUUGGUCGAAUGGCGCUCGGUCAAGGAGAAGCAGUCGUGA